AUGGCUAGGCGGACAAUCGCACCCUAUGGCACCUGGAAGUCACCCAUCACUCCAGAGCUACUCACGAGCAAAGCAGUAACCUUUGGCGAGCUCGCGGUCCCCUCUCUCUCCAAGUCACCCUCUGCCUCUCACCUCAUCUUCAUCGAGAACAGACCUCAGGAGCAGGGGAGAGCAGCCGUCAUCCGAUGGUCACUCGACAAGUCUACUUCCACCACGGCUCAGGUGGGUCAAGACCUCACUCUCGCCAAGUUCAACGCUCGAAGCGGCGUUCACGAAUAUGGAGGAGGAGCAGUCGCUGCCUCUUCCGUCGAUGGCUCCGUCAUCUUUACAGACUACAAGCCCAAUGACUGGGGAGUAUACCGAGUCAAGGAUGCCACCACUUCGACACCAUCUGAGCCAGAGAGGAUCACACCCGACAGUCCUCCCCUUCGCUACGGAGGCUUCGUGCCCCAUCCCACCAAGCCGCACCUCAUCCUCGCGAUUCAGGAGGAUCACACAAUCGACGAGCCUAGCAAGGUCGUCAACACCUUGGUGCUCAUCGAUGCCAGCGCAAAGUCUGUCACCGAACUUCAAUCGGGCAGAGACUUCUACAGCUUCGCCGCCUGGUCUCCUCGAGGUGACUUUGUGGCUUGGGUCACUUGGCAGCAUCCUUCUAUGCCCUGGUGGGACGCAGAAACUUGGGUAGCACGGUUCGACGAGACCACGAGCGAUCACAAGGCAUCCCUGGUAGAUGCAAAACCCAUUGCUGGCACCAAGGGCGGCGAAAGUGUUCAACAUCCUAUAUGGCUACCACGACCUGCUGGCCACACAGGGCCUGAUACCCUGCUAUUCACCUCGGACCGUACCAGCUUCAGCAACCCCUACAAGAUCACAGUGGAGAAGUCUGGAGCUGGCUUGUCACUCGGAGAGAUCAAGCCAAUCCUUCCGUCACCCCUGAAGGCCGACUUCAUCAGACCUCAAUGGACAAUGGGCAACUCGCACUUUCUGCCGCUUGACAGUGACGUGAUUGUCUCCGUUCUGAUCAGAGGCUCCACGGAAAGCCUCGCUCUAGUCUCUGUAUCCUCGGGCAGAGUGACUGAGCUGUCCUCAAGCUACAUUGCCUUCGGUCAACUGCGCAAAGUCUCGAGCACAAGCAUUGCCGCCGUUGUCGCCAAGUCGGACGCUCCUAGUACGGUUGUCGUCAUCGACUUGGAGCAGGCAAUCAAAGGAUCGUCGACAUCGAUUGAUGACCACAACGUCAGACCCAUCAAAGCUUCGUCUGAUCUCAUCUCGAGCGGGCAGAUCCCAGCCUCUUUCCUGUCGAUUCCCGAGGACUUCGAGUUUCCCACCACUCUACCCGAUGGCACACCCGCUACUAGCUACGGCAUCCUAUAUCCCCCGACAAACCCCAACUUCUCGGCAGCGAAGGGUUCAGCUCCUCCCUGUAUUUUCAAGAUCCACGGCGGCCCAACGUCAGCCGCUAGCAAGGCCAUGUCCUUGGAAGUCAACUACUGGACAUCAAGGGGAUACAGCAUCUGCUUUGUCAAUUAUGGAGGCUCAACCGGCUACGGGCGAGAAUAUAUGCUUCGUCUGAAUGACAAUUGGGGUCUCGUAGAUGUAUUGGACUGCUGUGCAGCUGCCAAGUACCUGACUUCCAGGCGCGCUCCGUCGACAGACGAGGGCAAACAAGUACGUGAGAUGACCGCAACGGCUCAAGCACAAUGGAAAGCACUCGAGGAGCGCUAUGACUCCAGUGGCAGUGUGCGAGUCACACUCAAGAACCACAAGAAGCAAUGGAGUCUCUUCGACGCUCUUGCCUUGCCGGCCACAACUGGCUUGGCUGCUCUGAUCCCAUAUCUCCAGGCUGUCCCGACCAAUACCUCAAUUCUAACAGCACCGCUGAUUGCUGGAGCGGCUUACAUUGCUUUCAAGUCGUCCAGCGUUCUCAGCGAGGCCGUCUUUGCGUCACCUACUCUAGGUCUCCAGCUCGAGACGACCCGCGGACUGCAGCUCCCCUUCCUCUCCAAGCCUCUCUUCCAAAGGAUCUCCGCAACACACGUGCCUCGAGAUCGGGUGCUCGACGUCAUGGUCAACACAACGGUGAAAGGAUGGUCCAUCAGGGACUACCUUGCAGUUGGCAUUCGCAGUCAUCCUAUGGGAGCAGGUUCCGCCAAGGCGGGAAGCAAGGCUGUCACCCGUAACCUCAAGGUCCUCUUUCCCCAUCUUGAGCCUCGUCUGCCCAUCGUCGAAAGGAUCUACAAAGCCAUCUACCCGGUGAUCUUCUCAUCCUCAUCGAACCCUGUUGCCAACGCCGCCAACGUGCCGCCACUUCGCAGUCAAGUAGACGAAAAGGCUGAGGCCAGAUUGGGAACACCUCGUAUCAAGGACGCAAUCAUCUCUGGCGGCUCGGCUGGCGGCUUCACCGUCCUUGCUUGUCUCACCAAGCAGCCAUAUGUAUUCUCUGCUGGAUGCUCACUCUACGGCGUCAGUGAAUUGCAGGCGUUGGCUGAAGAAUCGCACAAGUUCGAGAGCAACUACCUGUUCCGACUACUAGGUGGCACACCCAAAGAGGUCCCUCAGAUCUACCACGAUCGCUCCCCCUUGUACUCUGCAAGCGAGGUGCGAUCCCCCGUACUGGUACUCCAGGGUUCGAUUGACAAGGUGGUGCCUCCCAAUCAGGCACAUUUGAUGGUCGAAGGCAUCAAAGCUGCCAAGGGAGGUGCAGACCGAGUCAAGUACAUUGAGUUUGAGGGUGAAGGACAUGGUUUCCGUCAAGCCGCCAACAUCAUCACGGCCCUCAACGAAGAACAAGAUUGGUACCUGACUAAGCUCCACUUGGAUCAGAGUCAAUAG
Messenger RNA from Microstroma glucosiphilum, 2832 nucleotides. RefSeq names its product alpha/beta-hydrolase. Lineage: Eukaryota; Fungi; Basidiomycota; Exobasidiomycetes; Microstromatales; Microstromataceae. Gene Ontology annotation, biological process: proteolysis. The transcript has 4 exons. Gene Ontology annotation, molecular function: serine-type peptidase activity. The coding region runs from base 1 to 2832 and encodes 943 amino acids. The record is from RefSeq and is a predicted model, not a curated record.